UCAUUUUUAAAACUUAAAGAUAUUCACUUUAGCUUAUAAUGUAGUAUGAUUAGCGAAUCAUGCAAUAAAUAUGAUAGAACAAAUGAUUUGGUAUUUAAAGAAUAUAAACGAUACAAGAAGCGAAAACCUCCUCCUGAUUUUAGUGAAGUAAUUGACUUUCAUCAGGCAGAAAAAUAUAUAUCUUUAAUUAAAGAGUCUUAUGUAGAUAGUACUAUUCCAGAAAAUGUUUUUUGCAAGGUUGGCUUAAAGCAUCCAAAAAACUGGAAAGUAUAUGAGUUGCUAACUUGUCCAGGUUUUAUCGUUAUACAAAAUCCAUUUAUAUGUUAUGGUGCACAAAGUCAUUGGAUUAAGCAAGCUUUAACAGAGUAUACAAAAAAACCAUAUCCAUGUAAUUUAGAUGCUUUGAUGGCUUUGGAUAAAGAUAAAACAGUGUGGGACAUCAGUCAAGAAAAAUCUGUGGAAAACAACUUUAUCAAUCAGUUAAGAUGGACACACAUGGGAUACCAUUUUGAUUAUAACAUUGUUGACUAUAAAGCUAAGGAGUAUUAUGGAUUUCCAAAAGAUCUUGCUGAACUUACAGUUACUAUUGCAGAUGUGUUUAAGUUUCAAAACUAUAUUGCUGAGACAGGUAUAAUUAAUUAUUAUCCAGAAGGCAGUAGUAUGGGUGGACACACUGACCAUUAUGAGGAGGAACUAUCGCAACCACUGAUAUCAUAUAGUUUUGGACAAGCAGCCGUUUUUUUAAUUGGUGGCCCUACAAGAGAUAUAAAACCUGAAGGUAUUUGGGUUCGAACGGGAGAUAUUAUACUUAUGACUGGUCCUUCGCGGACUGCGUUUCAUGCUGUUCCUUGUAUUAUUACAAAAAAUCAAAAAACAAUACCGCACGACAUAGGUGUAUCGUGCCAAUUAUGGCAAACCUCUGAAUAUUUUCCUGCAGCGGAAAGUGCUGAAUAUUGUAAAUGCAUUGAUUGUUCUCAUCAUUUGUGGACUAAUGCUAUGAACGACUCAUCGUGGGAAAAGUUUGCUGAAUAUAUUUCCAAGACAAGAAUAAAUAUCAAUAUCAGACAAGUUCAUAAACACGUGGACAAAAAAAAAUAAUAAAUGAAAUACAAAACAUUAAAAAA
Hydra vulgaris (swiftwater hydra) is the source of this 1124-nucleotide messenger RNA. Its product is annotated as nucleic acid dioxygenase ALKBH1. Gene Ontology annotation, biological process: oxidative RNA demethylation. The record is from RefSeq and is a predicted model, not a curated record. Gene Ontology annotation, cellular component: cytoplasm; nucleus. NCBI's taxonomy places the organism in Eukaryota, Metazoa, Cnidaria, Hydrozoa, Anthoathecata, Hydridae. Gene Ontology annotation, molecular function: broad specificity oxidative DNA demethylase activity; oxidative RNA demethylase activity; ferrous iron binding.